GGAAGUGAGGUCACCAGGAGCGCGUUCAUGUUAUUAUUGUUAUUUUGGUAGCUGGCAGUGUGAUGAGACGCACUGGAGAGCCGUCGGGCUCAAAGACUAGGUUAUUGCUCUUCCAGGCCGCCCCGGACUAAGCACCAAUCCCGGAGAAAGAAGCCCUGUUGCCGGCAGGGGAGAGCACCCAGCCCAGGCUCCUCUCCCACCAGCAGCCCUUCAAACGACACAGGCUACAAAAACAAUACGGUAUCCGACAAACCUAACGCUGGCCCCAGACGUGUUGUGUACGGUAACACCCUCCGCAGUACGGUAACACCCUCCGCAGAUAUGAACGGCAUCACCAAGGGCAGGUUUGAGGUGUUUUCCAACAGUGAUGAAGCUCCCAUUAACAAGAAGCUUCCCAAGGAGCUGCUGCUCAGAAUCUUCUCCAACCUGGAUGUGAUCACAUUGUGCAGGUGUGCCCAGGUGUCCAAGGCGUGGAAUGUCCUGGCCUUGGAUGGUAGUAACUGGCAGAAGAUUGACCUGUUCAACUUCCAGACAGACAUAGAGGGUAGAGUAGUGGAGAACAUCUCUAAGCGAUGUGGAGGCUUCCUGAGGCAGCUGAGUUUGAGGGGAUGUAUCAGUGUGGGAGACGCAUCCAUGAGGACGUUUUCCCUGAACUGCCGUAGCAUUGAGGUGUUGAACCUGAACGGCUGCACUAAGAUCACAGACAGCACCUGUCUCAGCCUCUCCAAGUUCUGCUGCAAACUCAAACAGCUGGACCUCACCUCCUGUGUGUCUGUUACCAACCACUCCCUCAAAGCUCUCAGUGAUGGCUGUAGUAUGUUGGAGACAUUAAACCUGUCGUGGUGUGACCAGAUCACCAGAGAUGGCAUCGAGGCUCUGACCAGGGGCUGUAACAACCUACAAGCCCUGUUCCUACGUGGCUGCACACAGUUGGAGGAUGGAGCACUGAAACCGCUUCAGAAACACUGUCCUGAACUAACCACUAUCAACAUGCAGACCUGCUCACAGAUAACUGAUGAUGGCUUGGUCAGCCUGUGUCGGGGGUGCCACAAACUGCAGAUGCUGUGUAUCUCUGGCUGCAGUAACAUUACAGACGCCUCUCUCACCGCUCUGGGCCUCAACUGCCCCCGACUCAAGAUCUUGGAAGCAGCACGGUGUGCACAUGUUACAGACGCUGGGUUUACUGUACUGGCCAGGCAUUGUCAUGAGAUGGAAAAAAUGGAUUUAGAAGAAUGUGUUUUGGUGACUGACAACACUCUAGUUCAGCUCGCUAUUCACUGCCCUCGUCUGCAAGCACUGUCCCUCUCCCACUGUGAGCUGAUAACUGACGAAGGUAUCAGGGCGCUGAGCAGCAGUGUGUGUGGACAGGAGCACCUCACCGUGGUGGAGUUGGAUAACUGCCCUCUGAUCACAGACGGGACUCUGGAGCACCUGAAGAACUGCCACCGUCUGGAGAGGAUAGAACUCUACGACUGCCAGCAGGUCACCAGGGCCGGCAUCAAACGCAUACGGGCCCAUCUCCCAGAGAUAAAGGUCCACGCCUACUUUGCCCCGGUGACGCCCCCUCCCUCUGUGCACGGCGGGGGCCAUAGGUUGUGUCGCUGCUGCGUCAUCCUCUGACAGUGGAGGACCCGGGGGGGGGGCAGCUCUGUCUACAGGGCCUACUGCUGUGACCCCCACCCCCAACAACAAUAACCCACCGCCAUGGGAUGAGACCGACCCUGAACCCCGCCACGACGACACAACACCCUGAACCCCGCCACAACACCCUGAACCCCGCCACGACGACACAACACCCUGAACCCCGCCACUACGACACAACACCCUGAACCCCGCCACUACGACACAACACCCUGAACCCCGCCACGACUACACAACACCCUGAACCCCGCCACGACUACACAACACCCUGAACCCCGCCACGACUACACAACACCCUGAACCCCGCCACGAUGACACAACACCCUGAACCCCGCCACGACUACACAACACCCUGAACCCCGCCACGACGACACAACACCCUGAACCCCGCCACGACUACACAACACCCUGAACCCCGCCACGAUGACACAACACCCUGAACCCCGCCACGACUACACAACACCCUGAACCCCGCCACGACAACACAACACCCUGAACCCCGCCACGACGACACAACACCCUGAACCCCACCACGACUACACAACACCCUGAACCCCGCCACGACAACACAACACCCUGAACCCCACCACGACUACACAACACCCUGAACCCCGCCACGACAACACAACACCCUGAACCCCGCCACGACGACACAACACCCUGAACCCCGCCACGACAACACAACACCCUGAACCUAUAACCGCAAGGUCGUGUUCACUAGGCACUAAACAGGAUAUUUUUGAAAAUGGUUCUUCCCAAACUUUUCCCAAUGAUUAAACAAAAUUGUUACUUUUAAUGUUAAAUGUUUUUCUACGGUCCCCCCCCAAUCCCCCCAUCACUACUGGUCUCUGACCAAUACCCUGGACAUGGACCCCCAUCGCUACUGAUCUCUGAUCCAAACAGACUGAUCACUACUGGUCUCUGAUCCAUACAGACUGAUCGAUCACUACUGGUCUCUGAUCCAUACAGACUGAUCGAUCACUACUGGUCUCUGAUCCAUACAGACUGAUCGAUCACUACUGGUCUCUGAUCCAUACAGAAAGAUUGAUCACUACUGGUCUCUGAUCCAUAAAGACUGAUUGAUCACUACUGAUAAAUUAUCAAUUGGACUCUUUCUGAGGUUCCUAUUCAUGGGAGGAGGGGUGGGGUCUUCUCUCUGACAGAACUCUGAGUCGACCAUCACUCACUUUCCAGAGCCCAGACCCCUCCUCUCCAAAACUACCCUCACCUUCCAGACCCCUCCUCUCCAAAACUACCCUCACCUUCCAGACCCCUCCUCUCCAAAACUACCCGCACCUUCCAGACCCCUCCUCUCCAAAACUACCCGCACCUUCCAGACCCCUCCUCUCCAAAACUACCCUCACCUUCCAGACCCCUCCUCUCCAAAACUACCCUCACCUUCCAGACCCCUCCUCUCCAAAACUACCCUCACCUUCCAGACCCCUCCUCU
Molecule: messenger RNA, 3091 nt
Organism: Oncorhynchus gorbuscha (pink salmon)
Lineage: Eukaryota; Metazoa; Chordata; Actinopteri; Salmoniformes; Salmonidae
Product: F-box/LRR-repeat protein 2-like
Exons: 14
Coding region: 322-1620 (432 amino acids)
Biological process (GO): SCF-dependent proteasomal ubiquitin-dependent protein catabolic process
Cellular component (GO): SCF ubiquitin ligase complex
Molecular function (GO): protein binding
Source: RefSeq, a predicted model, not a curated record